Messenger RNA from Cornus florida, 1318 nucleotides. RefSeq lists its product as uncharacterized. NCBI's taxonomy places the organism in Eukaryota, Viridiplantae, Streptophyta, Magnoliopsida, Cornales, Cornaceae. The transcript is spliced from 5 exons. Gene Ontology annotation, cellular component: mitochondrion. Bases 308 to 886 code for a protein of 192 amino acids. The record is from RefSeq and is a predicted model, not a curated record.
CAGUUCUAAUCACCGAGACCUGCAAUGGUGGUACGAGGGCAGCACCACUCUCUCUUUGAACCAAAUCACUUUCUGUUUGUUUGUUGAGAAAAUCGGGUAAACAAUACUCUGCCAAUUAGCUGAUUAGCUUAGUUCAGCCAAUUUGUUGGGCGGUGCUGAGUUAGUUUUCAUUCAUUUUCUUUCCUUGUUUCUCACCAGCCAAACAGUUUCUCAGGUUUCCAUUUCUAAUUUUCUGGAGCUGCCUUCGAUCGUCUUUGAUCAUGGAAUCCCCCGAAAAAUCCGAAGAAACUGUCCCGGAACUCCAAGGAUGGCUGGAAUGGUCAACUUGGGAACUGCAACUGUCGUUGGAGUAUUUGCCGGCAUGUUGUAUGGAGGUAGCAAGGAGGCUUCUGCUUCUGUUAGCAAGGAUGCAGAAGUAAUGUUGAAGCUUGGGAGCACGCCUGACAAGCGUGAGCAGUAUCGAUUGAUGAGAGAUGCAAUGGAGAAAAGAUUCAUCCGGGUAACUCGGGGCUCAAUAGUUGGUGGAGUGCGCCUUGGAAUGUUCACUGCUGCAUUUUGCGGUUUACAAAAUUUGCUUGCGGAGAAACGAGGUGUGCAUGACGUCUAUAAUGUCAUCGGAGCUGGUUCUGCCACUGCUGCGACAUUUGGUUUAAUUAUGCCAGGAUCACUCCUUUGGCGUGCAAGGAAUGUGGCGUUGGGUUCAGUUAUGGGUGCAGCAAUUUGCUUCCCUCUUGGUUGGCUCCAUUUGAAGCUUGUCGAGAAAGCGAACGCAGAGAGAUUUUCUACUUAUCAAGAGCUGGAUGGAAGCAAAGAGGCAAAGAGUGGUGUUGGUGCUGCUAUUGAGCGGCUUGAAAAGCACUUGAGUAAAAAAGACAGCAUUAAUUAAAUUUGAGCAAACAAGCGAAUGCAACAAGAGAAUAAAGAGUGAGCUAUCUCUCUGGACAGGAUUGUUUUUUUUUUUUUUUUUUUUUUUAGAAGGCAAUAUGGAUGGAGAAUUCAUGUGGCAAGAAUGAUUAUGAUGAUGAUGAUGAUGAUUAGGAGUUUAUAUAGGUUUUUUUGUUUUUUUAGUUGGGACUCACACACACUGCCUCCAAUGAGGUUCGAACCCCUGACCUCUGUUUAGGAACUAGGAGCCUUGUACCGUUAGGCCACAAGCCUGUUGGUUGGUUAUAGUACGUUUUUAAUUUUUUCUUUUUCUUACCUGAAAAUAAAAGGAAAAUGGAUGUUGUUUCGUUUGUAUUUGAGAUCUUGAGACUAAAUGUCAAUGUGAAAAUGUAAGUUGAAUGAUGGUUUUCUAUCAUUUAUCAACUUUUUCUUC